Messenger RNA from Phyllotreta striolata, 1220 nucleotides. The record is from the annotation of a GenBank genome assembly. Lineage: Eukaryota; Metazoa; Arthropoda; Insecta; Coleoptera; Chrysomelidae.
ACAAUUCGGGUUGAUUCUAUGCAAACAUCGAAAUUAUGGACAUAUUUAUUUGGCUUAUAAAAAUGUUUUACUCCAGUACAUUUAUUUAAUUCUAAAAAUACGCAUUGAUUACAUUUUUACCAUAACAACAGUCAGUGGUAGGCAAGGCUGCUCCUGUGGAAGUGUUGAACGAAUUUUCAAGGUCAAAAUGGCUGUAAACGUAACAUUCAAUAUAAGCGACACAAUACCUUUAGAGUAUGAUGAUAUCUUCGCAUACUAUUCGAAAGAAGAACAAGAGUACUACAGUCGAAUUCGAAGCAUCUCCACAUUUCGAAUGGUCAUGGAUAUCAUCAAAUUUUUCCUUUGCGUCUUCGUAGUUAUCAUCGAUAUCUACUUAAUAGUCGUGAUGAUGAGGAAUAAAAGAUUGAGGGCGUGCAAAACUAACAAAUACGUACUGAAUUACGCGAUUUUUAAUUUACUGUCGUUCGUUGCUCUGCCGUUUUUCGCAAUUUUCGUGGAACUUUUGCGCACUGUACGCUUGUCUAGCUGGUCCUUCUAUUGCUUGGAGAGGCAAGUUGAAGAUUGUUCUAUGAUCGGUUUAUUCUUGUGCUGUUUCGCUUUAUCAUUCGAAUGGUUAAUAACCGUCUAUUAUAACUCGAACGUCAAUCAAAUCAUUAUCAAACUUUACACUUAUUCCUUGCACAUAAUUUACGCUUUAAUUUUUGCUCUACUUGUUCUAUACACUUUGUUAUGUUUCGAAGUAUUUUAUAUCAACAUUGUUCUCAAUAUUAUACUUUACGUUAUUUUACUGAUAUUUAUCCUAAUUUGUAACUAUCUAAGAGUAAAAAUUCCGAAUCCAACCAGCAAGAAAAUGUUUUCCCUUAACAUAGCGACAGUAAUGACGCUCUGUUGGUUGCCCCUUUUCAUCUACCAUCUCUUGAGCUCUUUCUUUUACCGAUCGUACACAUUGAGAUUUUUACUUAUGGCCAGUUAUUUCAUACCGGAAAUAUUGGCGUACUGCAGUCCUAUAAUCGUCGUUUUUCUAUUGGGAAAGCUAAAUAAAUACUACAAAGUCGCGUUUAUUCAGUCCUGCUGCUGCAUUUCGAACCGAAAUUACAGCGGAGACGAUGAGAGUUUCAUGGAAGAUGAUGAAGAAGACAAGGAAAACGUCGAUGACUUGGCCAACAAGGCGGAAAUUUUGUAAAAUUAAUGAUAAAAUUAAUAAAACAGUCAUGUAUUUA